Rhineura floridana is the source of this 4552-nucleotide messenger RNA. RefSeq names its product BMP binding endothelial regulator (gene BMPER). The record is from RefSeq and is a predicted model, not a curated record. Gene Ontology annotation, molecular function: protein binding. NCBI's taxonomy places the organism in Eukaryota, Metazoa, Chordata, Lepidosauria, Squamata, Rhineuridae. The coding region runs from base 53 to 2248 and encodes 731 amino acids. The transcript is spliced from 17 exons.
GCAGCAGGAGGGCAAGGACGUGGAUGAAGGAGAAGAAGGAGGCAGCAGCACAAUGGAGUUGAACUGUGGAGGUGAGAGAACGGAGCCAAGUCUAACACCAGUUCCCCUUGCAGUUAUAGUUGACACAUGGAACAUUUUUGUACAGCUUCACACAUGCCGCACUAGCAACGACCCGAGAGCCCGUCUCCACGGGACGAUGCUCUGGCUCUUCUGCAGCUUCCGAGCCGUGGCUCUGCGGCUCACCUCCCCUGGGCUAACAUUUGCCGCCUGGCUCUUGCUGCACCAGCUUCGACCCCCCAUGGCGCUGGCUUCCUCCGUCCUGAUAGGUUCUGUUGCAAAAUGUGAAAAUGAGGGAGAAGUUCUACAGAUCCCCUUUAUCACAGACAAUCCUUGCAUAAUGUGCAUUUGCCUGAACAAGGAAGUGACAUGCAAACGAGAGACGUGUCCAAUACUUUCCAAGGAGUGUGCUCUGGUCAUUAAGCAGAAAGGAGAGUGCUGCGAGCGAUGCAAAGGUUGCAGUUUUGAAGGAAAUUCGUAUAAUAGUUCGGAGUCAUGGCAGGUCCCACACAAACCCUGUAUCAUGAAUCAGUGUCAGGAAGGAGUGAUAACAGAAUCUGAGAUUCAGUGCAUUGUUCAUUGUAAAAACCCUUCAAAGCAGCCAGGAACGUGCUGUCCCACAUGUCCAGGUUGUACACUUGAAGGUAGACAUUACCAUGAAGGUGUGGAAUUUCAACCUGAAGGGAACAAAUGCGUCACAUGUGCUUGUAUUGGUGGCAGGACACAGUGCAUACAAGAAGUGUGCCCCAUUCUUUCAUGUCCCCAGCAUCUCAGUCACAUUCCAUCCGGAGAGUGUUGCCCAAAAUGUUUGGGACAGAGGAAAGUAUUUGAUCUCCCAUUUGGAAGCUGCCUCUUUCACAGUGAUGUUUAUGACAAUGGAGCCUCUUUUGUGUACAACAAUUGUACUAAGUGUACAUGCAGGGAUUCUACUGUUGUGUGUAAGAAGAAAUGCUCACCUCCUGGAGACUGCCUCUCCAAAGAGCAGUGCUGCAAGGAGUGCAUCUCAUACGUGUCUCCUGAAGAAACGAAAGUGUGCAAGUUUGGCAGCAAGAUCUUCCGGGAUGGGGAGAUGUGGCCCUCCAUUAACUGCACCAUCUGUGCUUGUGUGAAAGGCAAGACUGAGUGUCGCAAGAAGCAGUGCAUUCCAGUCAGCAGCUGCCCUCAUGGAAAGAUCCUCAACCGAAAAGGAUGCUGUCCCAUUUGCACUGAAAAGCCUGGAGUUUGCACUGUAUUUGGAGACCCCCACUACAACACUUUUGAUGGACGGACAUUUAACUUUCAGGGAACGUGUCAGUACGUUUUGACGAAAGACUGCUCCUCCUCUACCUCGCCCUUCCAGGUGCUGGUGAAGAACGAUGCCCGGAGGACUCGCUCUUUCUCCUGGACAAAAUCUGUAGACCUUGUGCUGGGCAGCAGCACUAUCAGCCUCCAUCAGCACCUCACAGUGAAGUGGAAUGGGACACGGAUAUCCCUACCCUACGACACACCACACUUUCACAUCGACUUGGAAGGCUAUCUAUUGAAAGUGACAACCAAAGCAGGGCUGGAAAUCUCUUGGGAUGGAGACAGUUUUGUUGAAGUCAUGGCUCCACCACAUCUUAAGGGCAAACUUUGUGGUCUAUGUGGCAACUACAAUGGACACAAGAGAGAUGAUCUGAUUGGAGGCGAUGGAAAUUUUAAGUUUGAUGUGGAUGAGUUUGCUGAGUCGUGGCGUGUGGAGUCAAAUGAAUUCUGUACUCGACCUCCAAGAAAACAGUUUCCUGAACUGUGUCAAGGAACAGUGAGGGUAAAGCUCCGUGCCCAUCGGGAAUGCCAGAAACUCAAAGCAUGGGAUUUUCAGAUGUGUCACUCAGCUGUGGACUACACUGCAUUUUAUCGGUCCUGUGUGACAGACAUGUGUGAGUGCCCUGUUCAUAAGAACUGCUACUGUGAGUCAUUCCUCGCCUAUGCCAGAGCCUGUCAGAGGGAAGGUCUGAAAGUCCAUUGGAAACCUGAGCAAAAUUGUGCUGCAACCCAAUGUAAACAUGGUGCGGUCUAUGAUACCUGUGGUCCUGGAUGUGUGAAAACCUGUGACAACUGGAAUGAGAUUGGUCCCUGCAACAAGCCGUGCAUUGCAGGAUGCCACUGCCCUGCAAAUUUAGUCCACCACAAAGGGAGAUGCAUCAAGCCCAUUCUGUGUCCGCAGCGGUGACAUUUGCUUUUAUCUACAAGGACUUUGAAAUUGAUAUCUUGGAUACCUUUUGAAGCUCACAGCCAGUGAAGGACUGCAAGUUGGUUGGCAGAUUUCUCAAAGCACUCACACAAAGAGUGGAAAAAUAUGUGUGCCUAUAUAUUUAUAUGUGUAUACACAAGUGUGUAUGCAGGUAUGUGUGUGUUUAUAUACACACACAGUGUUUGCAGUUGGGUAGACUCUGGACUGUGCAGGAUUAUGCACCCCCCUCUUUAGGUGGUAAUGUGUAUGAUUUCUCUUAACUCAAAAUGUAAGCCAGCCCUGCUGUGUUUGGAUAGGUAUCUCUUGCUCAUUCUAAGUGUGAUCCUGGACUUCUGUCCCCAAAUCCUGGACCCGAUGGCACCACAGUAUGUGUGUGUGUAUAUUUUUUUGUAGGAAUUGGAUAAUAGCCUGUGCAUGUGUGCAAGGAGAGCAGAUGUCAGGAAGUAAAUGGCCAUACUGUUGGUAUGACAGGAUAUGAAGCCCAAAUCCUUAACCCAACAGCAUGAUAUGUCCAUUGAAGCAACAGACCAACCCUUACUUCUCCAGCCCACCCCCUUUUGGUUUAAAUGCAUACAGGCCCCUAAAAUGUGGUAGCACCAAUUCUAGAUUUAACUAUGUAUAUCCACAUACACAUACAUGUGUGUGCACGUAUGAAAAUAGGCAUCAUUUAUAUAAACCAUAGAAGGAUGAAUUAUUAUUAUUAUUUUGCUAUAAAGUUUAUGUAUUACUAUUUCUAUGAUCUUAACCUGUAAGCCAUGUGAGUCAUUUGUGUAAAUAAGCCAGGUGUUUGAUGACAUGAUAGCACCCACCGGAAUAUUUUGCCAAGCCACCACUUCUUGUGUCCAUGGAUAUGUCCCCAGAGACACAGAAAUGUCAGGUAAGGUUACUUUUUAGAUUCAGAUUUAUGGAAACAGGUUUUAUGUGAAGUUACGGAUGGCUCCAGUUUUCCUUCUCAAACCAGCCUUAGGUUAUCAUUAAGAACAUCUUAAUUAAGAAAAUAAAGCUGGGCAUUGCAUGUUAUACUACACUGGUUUAUUCAGGGACUCCUUUAAACAUUACCUUAGCUGGGGAUAUAUUUCAAUGAACCCAACCAUAUGUGUGGGGGCAGAGGGUGUGGUUCCCAACCACAGAAUUGGCACCCUGCUGGGAAAGGAAAAGGCAGUCCUUUGGGAAAGAUGCACACAACCAGCCCCCACCAACAUGGUUGGGUCAUUUAAAUGAUACUUCAGGCAUGUGUGAAUGAGAUCACUUCUGAAACUGACCAGGGAACAUUAAAGAAACAUCUAGGCCACAAUUUAACACCAGUUUAAAUAUCCUAAAGCCUAGCGAAGAAGGUACUUAGCUCAUUAAAAUAAUGGUCUGGCAUUACGUGCACAGGCAGGCUCAGGCAUCUCAGAACUGCAGCAAUUUCUUUCCAGGUUUUUGGUGUUUUCAUCUGAACUGGAUAAAUUCUGGUUUGCUCAACCAGGAUCCCAAACCAGGAUCAUACUGUGCUUUGGUAUUAUAUUUAAAUUGGCUAGAUGUUGGGUUAUGAUCUUCAUAAUGGGAUAAGACCAAGUAUUCAUUACAACUUUCAAAAUGGCUUACCAUGGUGGGGUGUUAUGUAUGUGCAGCAAGGGUUGGCUUAGUGGCAGCUGAUCCUCAGGAGCACUGAGGCCCCAACAAGUAUCAGAGAUAAGCUUGUCUGGAGUGGCUAAUAACUAGUACCUCUUUUUCCUCUAUAUUGCUCAAUGGAGAAAAAUACAAAAGAUCAAGGAAGAUAUUCCACAGCAUAGCAAGUGUCAUCUGGCAAGUGUCUUUACAUCAGAUUAUUACAUCUGGCAUAGACAUUACUCCUAUAGACAUACUCUUCUGGGAAUGUGGAGCCAUUUUGCUCUCUAGCAUGCUGGCAUAAGGGGAGAGAGAUAUCAAUCCUGCUUGUUCCACCCUCUCUCUUUACAACCUUUUGUUUUUCUGGACUGAUGGCUAGACAACAGCUGAGAAAUAUGCCCAGCAAGGGCAUGUAGUGAAUGUAGCAAAAGACUCAAAGCUAAAUAUAUCCAUUGCAUUUUGAUUCCCUAAAUAUUCCUCAGCUGUUUUCCACAGGCAUGUUUUGUGCCAGGUGAUAAUCAUUUCCUACUACCUGAGAUGUGAAGAUUAUUAUAAUGCUCAAAUACACACAUCCCAUUUUUAAAAAAAUUAAAUCAUGGAGAGCACUUGUGUGCACAGGCUGAAUAACAAAAAGAAAAAAGUCUGUUUAUUUAAAUAUUUAAAUGCAUUUACCUGUAUAUGAUAUGUUUGGUA